Messenger RNA from Aspergillus calidoustus, 3393 nucleotides. Lineage: Eukaryota; Fungi; Ascomycota; Eurotiomycetes; Eurotiales; Aspergillaceae. The record is from the annotation of a GenBank genome assembly.
AUGUUCGACCCUCAUUGUCUCUUGUUCUUGCGCCUGAUUACAGACAAGGGCUUGUUAAAGUCGCUGGUACUCGAACAGGCUGUUGGAACUAUCUACAACGUCAUAUAUGGGCCUCAUGGGACGAGAGCAGUUUCUUUCUUUCGGAAUGUUAUGGACUGCUUGCAAGAAGCCCAACCGGAAACUGACCUCGACUCGAGAUCCAGCAACCACAACGGCAACACCAUGAGCCGCCUUGCGCAACUGGCCCUCGUUACAAAAGCCCUACUCCAGGUCGUGACCGCUAAUCAAGGUGCAGCGCUCAAGGCCGAGUUCAAAGACAUAGUCGCAAAGCUGAAUGCACACUAUGUGUCCGAGAAUAUUGCGACAAGCAGUGGAACGGAUGAUCAGUCACUGAAGGGCUAUGAAAGCCUUCGCAAAGUCGCUGAUAUCCUUGCCAUGGGAGACAAGAUUGCAAGCCUCGGGUCAAGUGGAAAGGCUUCCUCCUCAAUGUCCGGCAAGAACGACCUGGUGGACUUCCCCGGCAAUCUAGCACAGCUCGGCCCACGACAUGACAAUGACUACGCAUUGAUAGAGGACAUUAGGAUACUUCCAACACUCUCUGAAAUUUAUAGCCAGCGAAAGGACUUCCUCCCAAGAAGAGACGACAGAUCAUCAAGCUCCCACCACCAGGAAGGGAUCCUCCGCCUGCUCGACAGCCAGUUUCGACUGCUACGCGAGGAUACAUCGGGAUUGCUUCGAGAUGCUGUUCGACUAGUCACAGACUAUUGGGAAACUAUAGUCGCCAAUUCUAACUGGGCGGCUAAACGCAAACUAAUACGCAACGAAAGCCCAACGCCAAUGCGCAUUUAUUACAGUGCUCAAGUUCGGAUGUUCAAAGCAAGUGAGAUCAAGGGCCUGGAGAUUGAAGUCGAGUUUGACCAAAUACAGAGGGCCAAAAGAAUGAAUCCCGCUCAGCGAAGGAAAUACUGGAUCAACUCUCGUGCUCUUAGGGAAGGAUGUGCGCUCGUGGCACUACUGGACGCGGAGGUUGAGGAUGAUAUUAAGGUGGUUUUCAUGCAGGUUUCUAGACGAGAAAUUGACCCACUCAAUCAGACUACCUCGGACCCUGUCUGUGAUGUGGUAAGUAGUGCCGAACGGGCAAUGGUUACCCUCCGCUUUUCAAGCCCGCCAACCGGGGUCGAUCUCUCGAGUCUAAUGGAUAUGAAAGCGAAUUGCUUGCAAGGGCCUGAAAAGCCCUUGAUUCUACUAGAGUUUCCUGCGCUGCAGUACAAUCAGUUUGAGGGAAUCCUGCGCUGCCUUCAAUCACUCCACAAAAACCCUUCUCCCAUUCCGUUUACGAGAUGGUUGACUUUUGACGGAGACGAGCCACUUGACAGUGAUUUUGUCUCAUGUGUGCCGCCACCCUGCUAUUUGUCGAACGGUAGUCUCGAUCUCUCUGCAAUCACAGGGUACUACGGCCCUGCCUUGUCUUGCACUUCUGCGCCAUUAACGGUCUCACAUCCGACGUACCCACAAGGUCUAUAUCAGCAGCUAAGUCGAUUUACAUCACUGGAUCCUGGACAGGCGAGAGCGAUGGUUUCAGCACUGACCCACGAGGUCUCGCUCAUCCAGGGCCCACCCGGCACAGGCAAAUCGUAUGUUGGAAUACAGAUUGCAAAGUGCCUCCUCGGCAACAAGGAAAGAUUCGAUCUAGGUCCUCUUCUAUGCGUUUGUUACACAAAUCAUGCCCUGGACCAAUUUCUCUCGGAACUCAAGAAAUCCGGUGUGACCCGAAUUGUACGAAUCGGUUCCCGAAGUCAAUCAGAAGACAUGGAAUCCCUUUCGCUCGAUGCAUACAAGAAACGCAGAGACAUCCCUCAAAUCAAAGGCCAGGGGAGAUUUAUUAUUGCAAGCAGGAAAAAGCUAGACAGCUUGGCUGCACAGAUCGAUACCAUAUGUCAGGCACUAACACGAGGCCCUCUAGCUACGGUGCAUGGCUUUUUACAGGCACGAGUAUCUCAGUUCGAGGUCCAAAUACGCGAGGGGCACCUGGACCCCUUGGAACAGUUACAGACUUGGGUUACUGGCAACGGGCCUGGCAAAGUUGACGGAGAUGACACCGAACUCUCAAUCGAUCAGUUAUUCUCAGUGCCAGCAUGGUCCUUGACGAACAAGGAGCGUUCUCGCGUCUACCAAUAUUGCUAUGAGUCUGGCACCAGAGAUCAGUUACAGACUCUCGAGAACUUGAUGCGCGCCCACGAGAGGGAAAAACAACGGCACACUGCGCUCUUCACUGAAGCCGAUGCCCAGAUCUUCAAACAAGUGGACAUAGUCGGGGUCACGACAACUGGACUAGCAAACAACAUUGAUCUGCUUCGCACUGUUCAAGCCAAAGUUCUUAUUUGCGAAGAGGCUGGGGAAGUAUUGGAGUCACACGUCCUGACUGCGUUGAUUCCGUCGAUCGAGCAUGCGAUUUUGAUAGGAGAUCAUCUUCAGCUACGGCCUCGAAUCUCCCGUCUGGCCCUUUCCAUGGAGCAUGACAAUGGGGCCGCUAAAUAUAACCUGGACGAAUCACUCUUUGAGCGGCUGACCAAGCUCAAACUGACACUGCUGAAUGAAAAUAGUUCUGAAAAAGGAAGGGCAUUUGAAUUCCCCGUUGCACAGCUCGAUUACCAACGCCGAAUGCACCCUUCCAUCUCGUCGCUCAUCCGUGACGACUUGUAUCCCCAGCUCAAAGAUCAUCCGAGUACCAGCAAGUACCCGCAAAUCCCAGGGGUCAGACGGAGGCUGUUCUGGCUGGACCAUGAGAACCCUGAAGAUCCCAGUGAUCCCGAAGAACCAAUGCAGAGCAAGACAAAUACGUGGGAAGCGGAUAUGGUAACCGCUUUGGUUAGCCAUCUGUGCCGCCAAGGCAAAUACAAGCCAGGCGAGAUUGCUGUCUUGACGCCGUACGUCGGCCAGUUAAGGCUCCUCAAAGGCAAGCUAGAAAAUAUCGUAGACCUUGUGAUCAGUGAACCGGACCUUGCGGACUUCGACGAAUCGGAAGGCGAGAUAGGCCAGGCCACACCUGGUAUUAGAAGCACAGCUUUCCUUAGGGGCUCGCUUCUAGAUCAAGUCCGGCUGGCAACGGUGGAUAAUUUUCAGGGCGAGGAAGCUGUUGUCGUGAUCAUAUCUUUGGUCCGAAGCAAUCAGUUCAGGAAUUGCGGCUUUCUGAAGUCCCCGAAUCGAAUCAACGUCUUGUUAAGCCGGGCAAAGCAUGGCAUGUACAUCAUCGGCAAUGCGCAAACAUCCUGCCAAGUCCCUAUCUCGAGCUACAUUGCGCACGGCAUCCAGAAGCUCGUAUAUGCGUCGCUACGCCAGACGAUUUCGCCGAGUACGCGCCAGAGGGAGGCUGCUCAAACCAAUGUGGGCUGA